CCCAUUCAUUCGCGAUUCUGCAACCGUGGACGCUUCCGCCUCACGACGAGUCAAUCUACUACUAUCUACGACCAUAAGGUACAUAUCCGAUGAGGAAGGCAGAAUAUCGAAGCUCCCACAGGAGUUUUUCACAAUCGACAAGGAAGAUGAAUGGAAAAGAUCACAUGAUCAGCCAGGUCCAUCGCCACCAGCAUGUGCCUUUUUCGUGGGGUUUCCUCACUAUUAGUCUAGAUGACUUCGAGGAGGUUGAGGAGUAGGCCGAAUCGGGUUCAAGAUCUUUCAGCUCGAGCGGCAAGCCAGCCCAUUGGUCGAGUUGUGAAUUCUGACCAGGCCCAACGCGAGUGCCUUACCAUUCGUCUUUUUGCAGGGACAAAGUCUGAGCGUCAUUGCCCACAAGCAACGUCUGUCAUGGCAGCUUUCCAACUGGUCCAAAGUCGUUGACGCCAAGUUUUUUUCUAACAACCCAAGCGAGGGAAGUUCCCCUCAUUGUUAUGCAUUAAGAGUCGUGGCGAGCAUAUUCAGCUCAGCUCAGACUAGGUCGACGCGACGGCCCGUCAAUAUUUCCAUGAUUAUCGCUUCAGCAAAAAGAGAAUGACUGUAAGUUCAUGGAGGUAUAAAAAGGGACUAUGUCUCUACUUGCCUACGUGCAUGUCUAUCUUGGUACAAUGCUCAUAUGCGACAAGGCUCAAGAGGCUAGAGGGACGGCCAAAUCUCCCCCGACUCUAGCGUCUGCUUUGUUUGUUUUCUCCUGAUCAGACGUCAUGGGCGGUGUAGAAUCCAAAUCCGUGCCUCCGUGCACCAGCAUAACGAGUGGGACGAACCGGGCUCAAAAGGCACCCGCAAAGAAAAUUUUAUCAGCUCCAGGGCUAUAUAUCACCGGCCUCGGGUCUCAGUUCCCGCCACAUCUUUUCGGUCCGGAAAAGUUGGAAGAGCUUGCAAGAAGACUCUACGAUGUUGAGAAGCCAGCAAGCUCCUCCACAUCAACCGGUCCACAGGUAUCGAGACCCGCGCGGCUGUCGGCACCUUCGAGACAAUAAGCUUUGCAUCUCGAUCAGACCCGCCGUCCAUCGCGGAUAUGGACGACCUCUUUCGCAACUCUGCCGGCGUCGACCUGGCCACGGAGGCGUGCCGUAAGGCCUUGGAAGAAUGGGGCGGCGACGCAGCCACCGAAAUCACCCACACCGUGGCCGUGACGUGCACGAACCAGGGAAACCCGGGAUAUGACCUCAUGGUGGCGCAGCGGCUGGGCCUGGGAGCGGGGGUGGACCGCACGCUGCUCAGCGGCGUCGGCUGCGCAGGCGGGCUGGCGAUCCUCCGGUGCGCGGCACAGCUGGCUACGGGUGCUGCGGCUAGAGGCAGGCCAGCGAGGGUCUUGUGCUUUGCGUGCGAGGUGUGCACGCCUGGCAUGCGCCGCGAGCUGGCCGAGGCCGACGCGUGUGGUGACGAACCGGCUGGUGUGAGCAUUGCCGGGGCGCUUUUUGCUGACGGCGCAGCGGCGUUUGUGUUGUGCAACGAACUUGGCAUGCCGGAGAAGCAGAGCAAUGGGGCCGGGAAGAGACCACCGCUCCUGCAGCUCCUUGAAUGGGACAACGCCGUCAUUCCAGACACGGUGCAGCACCUGGCAAGCUACGUCAACCCGCUCGGCUUCCAUACCAUACUCACGCGGGACGUGCCACGCCUGGCAGUCAAGGCAGUUAGACCCAUGCUUGAGUCACUUCUACAGCUGCCGUAUCUCCGUGAACAGAUCGGUUCCUCAGCUGAAGGUCUCGGGGCGGUGGACCUCGACUGGGCGCUGCAUCCUGGUGGUCAGGCCAUCAUUUCUGGCGUUCAGACCACCCUGAACCUGACUGACCACCAGCUGCGUGCUACCAAGCAGAUAUACCGCACCAGGGGCAACUCGUCCAGCUCUGCCGUCUUGGCAGUUCUUGAUCUGCUGCGUGGUAUGGGGAAGGGCAGGGACCAUAUUGUUGCCGCUUCUUUUGGGCCGGGGGUCGCGAUCGAGAUGGCAAUUUUUAGGAGAUGUCGCUGAGACGGCAUACCCUACCAUACCCACACUGUCGUAUAGCCCACUCUGGUAAAGAAGCAGUCUGACAAAGCACUUCAGAAAUCGAGUACUGUAGAGUCACCACCAAUAGGCCUGCUCAAAGCCUAGCCCGUAUCUCCGCCUCUGUCCCCUCUGGAACAGGCGGUAACUUCACAUUGCCCUCCCACGCGUCUACAAUUGCGCCCCAGUACCGAUCCGCAUCCUCGACAAUCAGCGCGCAGUGCGGCGCCGUCUGAAACAGCACGGCACCGACCUUGUCCUCCCCGAUCCUACUCUGUGCCUCACGUGCAUGCGACACGACAUCGUCGACGCCCACCAUGACAUCCCCCGCGCUGAACAGGUACAGCCGCCGCACGUCCUCCCCGAUCAGGGAGGCGCUGUUGAGCUCGGCGCGCAGCUCUCGCACGGAGCUCAUCAGCCCCGCGUUCUGCACCGCCUGCACGGCUAAGACGAGGCAGUAGGUCGACGCCGUACCAACCCGCCGCAGAGAAGGGGAGAGCGACGGCGGCAGGGACACGAGCGCGGUGCGGUAGGCUUUGUCGAACGAGGCGUCGCCGGGACAGCUGUCAAACACCACGAAGCCCAGCCGGUUGCGCAGGACGGACGGGAUGGUGGAGGUCAGGAGCUGAAUGGCAAUGUUGCUGCCACCAUGGGAGAAGAAGUGCAGCAGCACUUCUUUUCUCCAUCCCUCUGCAGCAGACGCAGGGGUUAGGAUGCUGGCGAUGGCGUCGGCGUCGCGGGCACGCUGGAGGCGGGCACGCAGAGUCACGAAGGACCGCAAGGCCAGGUCGGGAAAGACGGUGCGGAUCAGCAGCACCAAGGUGGAUGGCCAGCAGGCCUGGUAGCCUGUCACGUAUUUGUUUACGCGACGGUUGGUUGCGCCGCCGAGCCAGGUGCAGAUUAUCACGAGUUUGGGUGGUGAAGGUGUGUCAUGGCGUUGACAGAUGGUGUUGCUUCUUCUUGUUGGGAAACCGAGGGUCCAAACAGGAAGAUAUUGUUGCCUAGAUCCAGGGGGCUCUCGCCUGCCGCAUCAACCUCGGAUGACGCUAAUGAGUUGGGUCUUUGCAUCGUGAUGAUGGUUCUAGGAAGCCAGCAAAAGAUGCAGUGUAUCUCGACGUGUGGCCUGAACGUACUUGUAGUCGGAAGAUGACGAGUUGAAGCUCGUCUGUAAGAGUCGCUUGCGCGCUGUUUGCCCGUGGGGAUCCCACAGAGAACAGGAAGGAGUUGCUUGGCAUCUUGAAGUGGGUCAUCAUCCUCAACAUUUUGAAUCCUUUGGGCAGCCUCACUUCUCUGGUGCAGGCCUUCACUCGCGUCAUUCUCCUGCCAAAUUAGGCAAGUGUCUCAUGUGGAAGUCCAAGAAACUCUUUCCUGACGACACAUCCUCUUGAUGGGCUCUGACGACAGACAUUCUUGCUUCCUCCUAUCCAAAUCAAUCGGGGAAAUGCGUAGGUAUUGUCAUUUCUAACAAACCCACAGUGUUCAAAAUCGAGCACGUGUCAGGGUGUGCAUCUUCCUAGUAUUUUUCAAUCCAAAAGCCAACGGAUACCAAUAGGGAAAAAAGAAAGAAAAUAAUGAACAUGAACUGGUCACUCAAAUGCAAAAAGAAAGAAGAAGAAAGUGUUCGAAUGGGCUAGGGCCGAGCCGCCUAGGGCGGCCAAGGCAAAAAAAUUGUGAGAUGGUGAGAUAUUUGCAUCUGGAAAAGGAAACGAGAUUAAAAAAAAGACGUAUCCCAGAGACAAAUAGACGAUUCCAUGGGAAACCAAUUGGGAGAUAGAGCAAUGAAUCUUCGUACUUUUUACCUGCC
This is a messenger RNA of Pyricularia oryzae 70-15, 3848 nucleotides long. RefSeq names its product chalcone synthase. Lineage: Eukaryota; Fungi; Ascomycota; Sordariomycetes; Magnaporthales; Pyriculariaceae. Gene Ontology annotation, molecular function: acyltransferase activity, transferring groups other than amino-acyl groups. The record is from RefSeq and is a predicted model, not a curated record. Gene Ontology annotation, biological process: polyketide biosynthetic process. The transcript is spliced from 2 exons. The coding region runs from base 1076 to 2029 and encodes 317 amino acids.